Messenger RNA from Daphnia pulicaria, 1383 nucleotides. RefSeq names its product NFX1-type zinc finger-containing protein 1-like. NCBI's taxonomy places the organism in Eukaryota, Metazoa, Arthropoda, Branchiopoda, Diplostraca, Daphniidae. The record is from RefSeq and is a predicted model, not a curated record. The transcript is spliced from 4 exons. The coding region runs from base 1 to 1383 and encodes 460 amino acids.
AUGAUGGGCCGUGAACUAAAAUCAGUACAUGAAGCCAAACCUGUCAUGAUGCAGGAUGGUAGUGGAGCCAAAAGGCAACAAAUGACUACUGGAUCAACAACUAAUGCAGGUUGUAGACCAAAAAGUGGAAAUUGGAGAAAUCAUAAUUUUAACUCUAGAGCAUUUGAUGCGUCAUCCACAAAAAGACCUGCACAAGAAGCGGAACUUGUGAUGCAGUAUGCUGGUGGAGCCAAACCAAGACUACAACAUUUUAUUAAACAGGAACAAUAUCCACAGAAAGACAGAAAAAGAGAAAAUGAAAAAGAAAGGAAUUCAAAAUGGCAUCAAGGAAAUAAUAAGCAACCUUUCAAGCACUUUCCUUUAAACUUCACCGAGGUGUUAAAGAUGAUUACAGAUAACGACCCCGGUCUUGUUGUUCAGAAAUUUGCUGAAGAAAGUACUGGACUCGGGCAGUUUUUGAAAAGCAACCCUGCAAAUUGGGAGAUUGUUGAAUUGAUCCUAGCAGUGAUUGGGAACUUUUGCUUCAACAAAGGGCCCGUGCUCUUUCACAACGCUUUUAUCAAAAUCGUUCAAAUUUUGGGUGACAAUGCAGUUUUUAAGAAUUUGGAGAGUGUUAUACUCAACAUACCGAAAUCUCGAUCUUCAAAUUUGGGUUCCAAAGAAGAACGUUUGACUCGACUAAUUAGGAGCAUAAGUUAUUUGACGACGGAGAUGAUGACGGUGAUGCCAGCGCUCACCUGCGACUAUCUGGGAGAGAGAUUUUUUGAGGACGUGUGUGCUCUUCAAACUAUGCCAUCGUUUAGAGAUUUCAAUGUUAACGAUGCUUUCGACUCACUUGAAAAAGAGGGAGCUGAUCGCCUGAAGAAUGCUUGGGAACAACACUCAAAAGCGAUAAAAUCCAAUUGCGAUGGAAAUCAAAGAGAGCUUAUCCGAAUUCAACGGCAGGAACUGAUGAUUCAUUUGAAACCGCCAGAUGAUUUUCGAGAACUCAGCGUCAUGCCUGAAUGGGAAGACGUAUGUACGGACGCCGAACCUUUCCUACGACCAAGUCUCAUCAAAGGCACUUAUCCAGACGUGGAUACAUACCUGGAUAUCCAGUUCCGACUGUUGCGUGAAGAUUUCUUAAAUCCGUUGCGGGAAGGACUUGUCGCCUUCAGAGAAAAGAUAGAAAAACAGAAGAAACAGCAAAUUCGUGUGGACAACAUUAGGCUGUAUUAUGACGUGAAGAUCGAAGAUGAUGACGACAGCUCGGUCAGCGGAAGUAGUUACAUUUUGGAUUUUUCAACCAAAGGCUUUCAACGGGUUAACUGGGAAGGCAGCAAGCGAUUGCUUUUUGGAUCUCUACUUUUGUUUCAACUCCUUCAUGCUAUUCACUGUCGUUGA